AUGAUGAUCGUGAACGUGAUGGAGAACGAGGUCGAUCCCCCCAUUCCGAAUGCUGCAGACCGAGCAGUCAAGCUGCGCAGCCAACAGGAGCGACAAGGCCUGGCAUAUAUCCUGUGCCGUCAAGCGACGAGCCUGCUGCAGCGGACGAAACUGAACGUAACGGUCGUGUGCCAGGCUUGGCAUGCUAAGAAUGCUCGACAUAUGAUUUUAGAUAUCGUCGACUAUUACGAGCCUAGCAUGUUGAUCGUGGGGUCACGAGGACUGGGUCAACUCAAAGGCAUCCUUCUUGGAUCGACCUCGCAUUAUCUGAUUGAGAAAUGCUCUGUCCCGGUGAUGGUGGCUCGCCGACGACUGAAGCGACCCCCUCGUAGAUCUGCGCAUCUGUCCACUUCGCGCAGACAUGUUUCGCUGGCCGAAGCCGGGAUCGAUCGUGUUGCCGCCAAAGUCGACGCGGACGUCCAAGUCAUGCGUGACGAGUUGCAGCGCGACGACGACAGACGGGAGGCUCACAAGGAUCAUGAGGAAGUUGAGGUUGAUGAGGAACUGGAAGACGAUGCCGGGGAGGAAACUGAAGCUGGGACUAAGGUCGCUGGUUGAAGAGGUUGGACGAUCAUCGAUAGACCGAGUUGAUACGGAUGAACUUCACGAAUGGAUACUUACUUAUUUAGUCAAUGAUAUUGCAGGCCUCCCUACAGUCAAAUACAAACUUUAUGCAGUACAUUGUGGUUA
Molecule: messenger RNA, 729 nt
Organism: Mycena citricolor
Lineage: Eukaryota; Fungi; Basidiomycota; Agaricomycetes; Agaricales; Mycenaceae
Source: the annotation of a GenBank genome assembly